Messenger RNA from Camellia sinensis, 736 nucleotides. RefSeq lists its product as uncharacterized. Gene Ontology annotation, biological process: defense response. Lineage: Eukaryota; Viridiplantae; Streptophyta; Magnoliopsida; Ericales; Theaceae. The record is from RefSeq and is a predicted model, not a curated record.
CCAAUUAACAAGAUGAGUUUCUUGAGAUUUCAAACCAGAGCCCAUCGUUUCGUCUCAUAUUAGAGUCUUGCGACUCCAAUGGCGUACCGUUACGAAGCCGAGGUUACGAUCACAUCGGCCAAAGAUCUGAAGAACGUCAACUGGCGCAAUGGCCGGAUCAAGCCCUACGCCGUCGUCUGGGUCGACCCGAAAUCCAAAUCCUCCACCAGAGUCGACGACGAGGGUGACACGUGUCCCUUCUGGGAUCAGACACUUGUCAUCCCUCUCAACGCUCCGAUCGAGGACUCCACCCUCUACAUCGACAUCGUCCACGCCAACGCCGAUGAAAACACCAAGCCGCUCAUCGGCUCGGCUCGGCUCCCCCUUCGUGACGUCGUCGACGACGUCGGGCUCGGCGAACGAGCCAGCCGGAAACUCGAGCUGAAACGCCCAUCGGGUAGACCCCACGGCAAGGUCGAAGUCAAGGUCGCCGUGCGCGAGCCGCGCUAUCGUGCGCCGGAUCCUUACUAUGCUCCACCUUACGGCGUGGCUCCGACUUCGAGGGACUACUCGGCUCCUCCGGCGCCUUACGGAAACCCCUACGCCGCGCCAUACGGUGCAGCGCCGCCGCCGUCUGGGUACCCGUACGGUGGUGGGGCAUCUUACGGUCAGCCUCAGGGGGGUUACGGUCAGCCGGUUUAUGGGCCGGGGAGUUACGGGCAGCCUGCCCAGAGCGGUUACGGGCAGCCUGCUCAAA